GAAUCGCUUGGAGUCGAAUUCGGAACAUUGGAAUGCGUUGUUGUUGUCACUACGCGAACUCACCGAAUGGGUUAUACGCAAAGACACCGAACAAUCGUCGCUGAGCGUUGGUCCGCUGAUGGGCGAUGCUGCGAGUCUGCAAAAACAAUUGGAUGAUCAUAAAGCCUUUCGACGUCAACUGGAGGACAAACGUCCCAUUGUCGAAAGCAAUUUAUUGAGUGGACGUCAGUAUAUUACAAGUGAGCCGCCAGUAUCGGACAACAGUGAUACGGAAGCACACGACACCGAUUCCCGUUACUUAAGCGCUGAGGAACAAAGCCGCGAGCUAACGCGCAGCAUUCGCCGUGAAGUCGUCAAACUCUCCGAGCAAUGGAACAAUCUAAUCGAUCGCUCUGACAAUUGGAAGCAUCGCCUGGAUGAAUAUAUGACG
Molecule: messenger RNA, 430 nt
Organism: Rhagoletis zephyria (snowberry fruit fly)
Lineage: Eukaryota; Metazoa; Arthropoda; Insecta; Diptera; Tephritidae
Product: dystrophin-like
Source: RefSeq, a predicted model, not a curated record